Molecule: messenger RNA, 1578 nt
Organism: Dovyalis caffra
Lineage: Eukaryota; Viridiplantae; Streptophyta; Magnoliopsida; Malpighiales; Salicaceae
Source: the annotation of a GenBank genome assembly
AUGAGAAGCUUGAGGGAUGCUAGACUUUCACAUGGUAACGGUGGCGCAAAAGCGUGGCUUCCAGAAGCUGUCCUCAUCACCGAGAGUGAUGUUAUAACUAGCGGGCUCAGCAUUUCUGGGCAAACUGGAAUCACACUGGAAAAUGUCAUUAGCCAAAAUAAAGGAUUGGAUCAAGCUCGACAAUCGCACAUUUCUGUUACAACUUACACCACUUCUCAGUUCUCUAUGGACACCGAAUCAGUGAUGGAGUUUUUAGGAGGUGUUCCUCUGCUUCAGAGGUUACCUAGCUCGUCUCUCAAGAAAAUUGCUCAGCUCGUCAUUGUUAAACGCUACGAGGAACGACAGUAUAUUAUCCGCGAGGGGGAAGCUGGGGAUGGAAUCUAUUUCAUAUGGGAAGGGGAGGCUGAAGUCUGUGGAUCGGUAAAUGCAGAGGAAGAGAGUCGUCCUGAGUUUCAAUUGCAAAAAUAUGAUUACUUUGGUGAUGGUAUGUCUGCAUCUGCUCAGCAGGCAGAUGUAAUUGCUUUGACUAAGCUUGUUUGCUUAAUGCUACCUCGUGAUCAUUACACUUUGCUUCGACCAAAAUCAAUAUGGAAUGCAGACAAGACAAUUGAAUCGUGCUCCCUUGUGGAGAGUAUAUUGCAUUUGGAGCCGAUAGAAACUAAGGUUUCAUUGUGUGUGUUGAAGGUAAAUAUAUUCCAGGGCUUUACCCUGCCAAAUGCCCCACGAUUUGGAAAGGUCUUUGGAGGACAGUUUGUUGGACAGGCAUUGGCUGCAGCAUCAAAAACAGUUGAUUGCCUUAAACUUGUGCAUAGCUUGCAUGCUUAUUUUCUUCUUGUUGGGGAUGUUAACAUUCCAAUUAUAUACACAGUUCAACGGAUACGUGAUGGGAAAAGCUUUGCUACCCGAAAAGUUGAUGCAAUACAAAAAGGAAAUAUCGUAUUCACACUAAUGGCUUCAUUUCAGAAAGAAGAACACGGGUUUGACCACCAGCUAGUUCCAAUGCCAGCUGUGCCAGAACCGGAGCUGCUUUUGUCAAUGGAAGAGCUACGUGAGAAACGUCUUACUGAUCCUCGUCUUCCAAGCGUUUGGUGUAACGUGGUUCACUUGAGCUAUCGCAACAAGGUUGCUGCAAAAGAAUUUGUUCCUUGGCCAAUAGAAAUAAGGUUUUGUGAGCCCAACACUAACACUAAUCAGACAAAAUCUCCUCCAAGCCUGAAGUAUUGGCUUAGAGCAAAAGGGAAACUUUCAGAUGACCAGGCGUUGCAUAGAUGUGUAGUGGCAUAUGCUUCUGAUCUCAUAUUUCUUCAAGUUAGCGUGAAUCCCCACCGUGCUAGGGGUUUGAAGCCAUCUGCAGUUAGUCUAGAUCACACGAUGUGGUUCCAUAGGCCUUUCAGAGCUGAUGAGUGGUUAUUAUUUGCGAUGGUGAGUCCUGCUGCCUAUAAUGCACGGGGUUUUGUAGUUGGCGAAAUGUUCAAUAGAAAAGGAGAGCACGUUGUGUCAGUAACUCAAGAAGGUCUUCUUAGAACAUUCACAACAAAAAAUCCAGCCACAAAACCAAUAACUGCCUCGAAGCUUUAG